Molecule: messenger RNA, 3789 nt
Organism: Cuscuta campestris
Lineage: Eukaryota; Viridiplantae; Streptophyta; Magnoliopsida; Solanales; Convolvulaceae
Source: the annotation of a GenBank genome assembly
UCGGUUCCCUCUCCUCACUUCCGUUUCGUGCCGCAGCUGAUUUCUAUUCCACAUUGCGUUCGAUCUUCUGUCUCCUUCUUUUCCUGGUGUUUCUGUUUUUGCGCAGAAACGGAAGGUUUCCGUCGGUGAUCUGGCUGAGUGAAAGAUUGAGAGAAGAGGUUCCGAAGGCGUGUGGCAUGUUGUGUGGGAGUGUGCCUCAGUAAGGCUAAACCAUCUAACAGUUCUGUUUUCCACAUCAGAACAAGGUGGCUAUGGAUUCGGAAGGAGAAAUCAAGGGGAAGUCGUUGAAGACCUUGAGCGAUCAGGUCUGCCAGAUUUGUGGUGAAGGUGUUGGCACAACUAUAAAUGGUGAGCCAUUUGUUGCCUGUGAUGUCUGCUCCUUUCCAGUGUGCAGGCCAUGCUAUGAAUAUGAAAGAAAGGAUGGGAGUCAGUCUUGUCCCCAAUGUAAAACCAGAUACAAGAGGCAUAAAGGAAGUCCGGCAACACUUGGUGAAAGGGAAGAGCAUGGUGAUGUUGAUGAUAGUGCAGGUGAUCUUCAGUACUCUUCAGAAAAUCAAAAUGAUAAACAGAAGCUAACAGAGCGUAUGCUGAGCUGGCACAUGACUUAUGGACGUGAAGACAAUGUGCGCCCGAAAUAUGACAAAGACGUGUCCCACAACCAUAUCCCUCUGCUCACAAAUGGAACAGACGUUUCCGGAGAACUAUCUGCUGCAUCACCUGAACGCCUUUCAGUUGCAUCUCCUGGUCAUGGUGGCGGGAUUAAACGCAUACCGUAUUCAAAUUAUGCAAACCAUUCUCCCAAUAUUAGGGUUGUUGAUCCAGUGAGGGAGUUUGGAUCUCCAGGACUAGGUAAUGUUGCAUGGAAAGAAAGAGUAGAUGGCUGGAAGAUGAAGCAAGAUAAGCCUGGUAUUCCAAUAGCAACUAGUCACCCACCUUCUGAAAGAGGUGGAGAUAUUGAUACCAACACUGAUAUUCUUGUGGAUGAUUCCUUACUGAAUGAUGAAGCUCGACAACCUCUUUCAAGGAAGGUUUCCAUUCCGUCAUCCAGGAUAAAUCCUUAUAGGAUGGUCAUUGUCCUGCGGCUUGUUGUUCUAUGCAUUUUCUUUCAUUAUCGACUUACAAACCCAGUGCCCAAUGCAUUUGCUCUCUGGCUUAUAUCAGUAAUAUGUGAGAUUUGGUUUGCGAUAUCGUGGAUUCUUGAUCAGUUCCCCAAGUGGCUGCCGGUAAACCGUGAAACAUAUCUUGACAGACUUGCUCUUAGAUAUGACCGAGAGGGAGAACCAUCACAAUUGGCUGCUGUUGAUAUAUUUGUCAGUACUGUUGAUCCUCUAAAGGAACCUCCUCUUGUUACAGCAAAUACUGUUCUGUCAAUUCUUGCAGUGGAUUACCCUAUUGAUAAGGUCUCUUGCUAUGUCUCUGAUGAUGGUGCUGCAAUGUUGACUUUUGAAGCUCUAUCUGAAACAGCUGAAUUUGCAAAAAAAUGGGUUCCUUUCUGCAAGAAAUACAAUAUUGAGCCUAGAGCUCCGGAAUGGUACUUCGCUCAAAAGAUUGAUUACUUGAAGGAUAAAGUUGAUCCAUCCUUUGUGAAAGACCGCAGGGCUAUGAAGAGAGAAUAUGAAGAGUUCAAAAUACACAUCAACUCUCUGGUUGCAAAAGCCCAAAAGGUCCCUGAAGAAGGAUGGAUCAUGCAAGAUGGCACACCCUGGCCUGGAAAUAACACCAGGGAUCAUCCAGGAAUGAUUCAGGUCUUUUUGGGUCAAAGUGGAGGUCUUGAUACAGAUGGUAAUGAGCUACCUCGGUUAGUCUAUGUAUCUCGUGAGAAGCGUCCAGGUUUUCAGCAUCACAAGAAAGCUGGUGCUAUGAAUGCUCUUGUUCGUGUGUCUGCAGUUCUCACUAAUGGACCGUUCCUGUUGAAUCUUGAUUGUGAUCACUACAUAAACAACAGCAAAGCUUUAAGGGAAGCAAUGUGCUUUAUGAUGGAUCCUAAUCUUGGAAAAUAUGUCUGCUAUGUUCAGUUUCCACAAAGAUUUGAUGGUAUUGAUAGAAACGAUCGAUAUGCCAACCGUAACACUGUUUUCUUUGAUAUGAAUUUGAGAGGUUUGGAUGGCAUUCAAGGACCUGUCUAUGUGGGUACUGGAUGUGUCUUCAACAGAACUGCAUUAUAUGGUUAUGACCCUCCUAUCAAGCCAAAGCAUAAAAAAUCACGCAUUUUGUCUUCAUUAUGCUGUGGGUCUAGAAAGAAACGUUCCGAGUCAAUUAAGAAGGGCUCAGACAAGAAGAAAUCUAGCAAGCACUUGGAUCCCACUGUUCCAGUGUUCAAUUUGGAAGAUAUUGAGGAAGGAGUUGAAGGGGCUGGAUUUGAUGAUGAGAAAUCACUGCUCAUGUCUCAAGUGAGCCUUGAAAAAAGAUUUGGCCAGUCUGCUGUUUUUGUUGCUUCUACGCUUAUGGAGAAUGGCGGUGUUCCUCAAUCUGCUACUCCUGAGAAUCUUCUCAAAGAGGCAAUUCAUGUUAUCAGUUGUGGGUAUGAAGAUAAAACAGAAUGGGGAAGGGAGAUAGGAUGGAUCUAUGGUUCUGUCACAGAAGAUAUUCUAACAGGGUUCAAAAUGCAUGCCCGCGGCUGGCGAUCAAUUUACUGCAUGCCUAAAAGGCCUGCCUUCAAAGGGUCUGCUCCUAUUAAUCUUUCUGACCGUUUGAACCAAGUGCUUCGAUGGGCUUUGGGGUCUGUUGAAAUCCUUUUCAGCAGGCAUUGUCCUAUAUGGUAUGGGUACACUGGAAGGCUGAAGUGGUUAGAGAGAUUAUCUUAUGUCAACACAACCAUUUAUCCCCUCACUUCUAUCCCUCUUCUUUUUUACUGCACUCUCCCUGCUGUUUGUCUACUUACUGGGAAGUUCAUCAUUCCACAGAUCAGUAACCUUGCCAGUAUCUGGUUUAUAUCUCUCUUCCUAUCCAUCUUCGCCACCGGUAUACUCGAGAUGAGGUGGAGCGGCGUUGGAAUUGACGAGUGGUGGAGAAAUGAACAGUUUUGGGUCAUCGGCGGUGUUUCGGCCCACUUGUUCGCGGUGGUCCAAGGGCUGCUCAAAGUGCUCGCUGGAAUCGACACCAACUUCACUGUCACCUCCAAGGCAUCCGACGAGGACGGAGACUUUGCGGAGCUGUACAUGUUCAAGUGGACAUCCCUUCUCAUACCCCCCACGACUCUCCUCGUCAUAAAUCUGGUUGGUGUCGUUGCGGGAAUCUCGUAUGCCAUCAAUAGCGGCUACCAGACGUGGGGACCGCUCUUCGGGAAACUGUUCUUUGCCUUCUGGGUGAUCGUUCACCUCUACCCGUUCCUCAAAGGUCUCAUGGGGCGCCAGAACCGUACCCCCACCAUCGUCGUCGUCUGGUCUAUCCUGCUUGCUUCCAUCUUCUCUUUGCUUUGGGUCCGAAUUGACCCCUUCACGACAAGGGUUACUGGCCCAGAUGUCCAAGAAUGUGGGAUUAACUGCUAGUUGGGGUCAUCACUAUAUAUGAUCUGUUUUCAAAACGUUUUUUGGUUUCCCCACACUGUACAAUUUUACUGUAUCUACUAUCUGUGCAAUGUUCAUGUCCAGAAUUAGGUACUUUUAUACAUAUAUGUAUACAGUGUGCAUUAUUGAUUCAUAGAGCUUUCCUUUUCUAGUGUGUACAAUGACAUGUCACCAGAGUGAAUUGAAUGGUUGCCAAUGAAAGUAGUAUGGGUGAUCUUGGCUGUUGUUAAAUUGUACCUCAUGAGAUUCGAAUUUCUCCUUAUAGUAAAAUUGUUUUUCCCCA